CUUUUUUCCGCGACCAAGAGAGUGAAGCCAGUGUGCAAGCUACACGUACAGCAGGGAGCCAAUCUCUAGUCUAGCUUCAUCACCUACAGCACAAUGGCAAAGAGUAUCCGCUCAUCUACCAAGAUGCGCUUUCGAGCAGUCAAGCGCAAAGACAGAAGUAUUGUGGAAGACCAGCGCCUAGCGAGACUGGCAGCGAGGCUAGCCAAGCGCAAUAAUCUAGCUACAGCCACCAAUGGAGCGGGUGAGGGCGAUGCGGCGAUGGAGACAGAUGGUGUGCUGGCAGAUGCGCCUAAGGACACGGCUAUGGAGGUGGACACCAAGAAGGUGAGCACGUCAGGGUCUCGUGGCUCUGCGCGAGAGACAUGGAAGGGAGGCAAGUUCCUGGCCAAGAAACGGUCCAAGAGUGUCCUGAGCGACAGACAGAGACGGCGCAAGUGAGCGAUCUUACCAUUGCUUUGGAGAAAUACCCUUAUAGACACCGUACUGUACUCUCUAGCAUCGUCUCUUCCUUGUUGUCUGUAGGCCUG
Messenger RNA from Protomyces lactucae-debilis, 527 nucleotides. RefSeq lists its product as uncharacterized. The record is from RefSeq and is a predicted model, not a curated record. Gene Ontology annotation, cellular component: preribosome, large subunit precursor. The coding region runs from base 94 to 438 and encodes 114 amino acids. The transcript has 2 exons. Lineage: Eukaryota; Fungi; Ascomycota; Taphrinomycetes; Taphrinales; Protomycetaceae.